AGGAGAAGGACCAGAGACUGUGGACACAGUACAGGAGAUGACCAGAGACUGCGGACACAGUACAGGAGAUGACCAGAGACUGCGGACAGUACAGGAGACGACCAGAGACUGCGGACACAGUACAGGAGACGACCAGAGACUGCGGACACAGUACAGGAGACGACCAGAGACUGCGGACACAGUACAGGAGACGACCAGAGACUGCGGACACAGUACAGGAGACGACCAGAGACUGCGGACACAGUACAGGAGACGACCAGAGACUGCGGACACAGUACAGGAGACGACCAGAGACUGCGGACACAGUACAGGAGACGACCAGAGACUGCGGACACAGUACAGGAGACGACCAGAGACUGCGGACACAGUACAGGAGACGACCAGAGACUGCGGACACAGUACAGGAGACGACCAGAGACUGCGGACACAGUACAGGAGACGACCAGAGACUGCGGACACAGUACAG
Messenger RNA from Staurois parvus, 466 nucleotides. The record is from the annotation of a GenBank genome assembly. Lineage: Eukaryota; Metazoa; Chordata; Amphibia; Anura; Ranidae.